Zygotorulaspora mrakii is the source of this 2175-nucleotide messenger RNA. It is a transcript of the gene VTC4, whose product is annotated as Vtc4p. Gene Ontology annotation, biological process: polyphosphate metabolic process; vacuolar transport; microautophagy. The transcript has a single exon. The record is from RefSeq and is a predicted model, not a curated record. Lineage: Eukaryota; Fungi; Ascomycota; Saccharomycetes; Saccharomycetales; Saccharomycetaceae. Gene Ontology annotation, cellular component: fungal-type vacuole membrane; vacuolar transporter chaperone complex. The coding region runs from base 1 to 2175 and encodes 724 amino acids.
AUGAAGUUCGGUCAGCAACUUAAUAGGUCUUUGAUAAGACAAUACAGUUAUUACUAUAUAUCCUACGAUGAUUUGAAAAAUGAGUUGGAGGAGAAUUUGGAGAAUGCGAAUGGUGCAUGGACUCACGAAUUAGAGACGGAUUUCUUAGAAUCGCUUGAAGUGGAGUUGGAUAAAGUUUACACUUUUUGUAAAGUCAAACAUGGUGAAGUUGUCAGACGUGUGGAAGAAGCUCGUGCUCAGGUUCAACAUACAGUACGGGCAUUAAAUUCCAAUAACCCGCCAACUGAACUUGAUUUUGAUUUAUUGGAGGAAGAGUUGAGUGAUAUUAUUGCAGAUGUCCAUGACAUUGCUAAAUUUUCCACUCUAAACUAUACAGGUUUUCAAAAAAUUAUCAAGAAGCAUGAUAAAAAGACAAAAUUUAUUUUGAAACCGAUCUUUCAGAUCAGAUUAGAUUCCAAACCGUUCUUUAAAGAAAAUUAUGACGACCUGGUGCAGAGAAUAUCGCAGCUGUAUGAUAUUGUCAGAACAAGGGGUAAUCCAAUUAAAGGUGAUUCCGCAGCGGGUGGUAAGCAGCAAAAUUUCGUGAGACAAACCACAAAAUACUGGGUUCAUCCGGAUUAUAUUACUGAGUUAAAAUUGAUCAUCUUGAAACAUCUUCCGGUGUUGGUCUUCAAUACUAAUAAGGAAUUUGAGAGAGAAGACUCUGCAAUCACUUCUAUUUACUACGAUAAUGAGGACCUCGAUUUGUACUAUGGACGUUUGAGAAAGGACGAGGGUGCUGAAGCACAUAGACUGAGAUGGUACGGUGGCAUGUCAUCGGACACCAUUUUUGUCGAGAGAAAAACUCACAGAGAAGAUUGGACCGGUGAAAAAUCUGUCAAGGCAAGAUUUGCGCUGAAGGAGAGAUAUAUCAAUGAAUUUAUGCAUGGUAAAUAUACUGUUCAGCAAGCUUUCGCAAAAAUGCGCAAGGAAGGUAAAAAAUCAAUAAAGGAAAUUGAAAAUUUGGAAGCUCUUGCCGUCGAGAUCCAAUACACAAUGUUAAAGAAGAAGCUAAGACCAGUAGUUAGAUCUUUUUACAACAGAACUGCUUUUCAAUUGCCUGGUGAUGCAAGAGUGCGUAUCUCUCUUGAUACUGAAUUAACAAUGGUUAGAGAAGACAACUUUGAUGGUGUUAACAGAACUAAAGACAACUGGAGAAGAAUGGACAUUGGUGUCGAUUGGCCUUUCAAACAAUUGGAUGACCGCGAUGUUUGCAGAUUUCCAUACGCCGUUUUGGAAGUUAAGUUACAAACUCAACUUGGUCAGGAACCUCCAGAGUGGAUUCGUGAGUUAUGCGGAUCUCAUUUAGUCGAGCCAGUCCCUAAAUUCUCUAAAUUUAUUCAUGGUGUUGCAACCUUGCUAAACGACAAAGUUGAUUCGAUUCCAUUUUGGUUACCACAGAUGAGUGUUGAUAUCAAGAAGCCUCCUAUCAAAAAUAAUAUCAACAUAACCAGACGUGAAAGAGAAGACGAAGAUGACGACGAGGACUAUGAUGAGGACGACGAAGAUGACGCAGCUUUAGUCGCGGCUAUGACUGCCACCGGCAACAACUUAGACGUUGAGGAAAGAGCGGGUAAUUAUGGGUCUAUUCCAAACGAUUCUUCCACCUCAGAGACAAAUACUGCAAACAAUGGUCAAAGUGCAAAUGCCGUAUACUACAGUAGAAAAAUAAACACAGCUGGUAAUGUAGUGACCAAAAAAGUAUAUCAAGCAAUGGCAGUUUUUGACCACUACCUGAAUGGUGAUAAAAUCAGCAAAAUACCUAAAGGUACAGUAUUCGAUACUCAAGUUAAAGCUCCUCCAGGUAAAACCAUUUGUGUACCAGUUCGUGUAGAGCCUAAGGUGUACUUUGCGACAGAAAGGACAUUCUUAUCAUGGUUGUCAAUUGCAUUGAUACUGAGUGGUGUUGCCACUACUUUAGUCACCUAUGGUUCCCCAACAUCAAUGAUCGCAUCUAUUGGGUUCUUCAUUACCGCUUUAGUUACUAUAGGUCAUGCGGUUGCGACCUACGCCAGUAGAGUAGUAAAUAUCAGACAGAAAAAGGCUAUCGAUUACGCUGAUAGGGUGGGUCCUCCUAUGAUCUGCGCUUUCCUAAUGCUGUCGAUAGCAUUUUCUUUCUUUUGUAAUUUGGCCUGA